UAGAUUAGACGAAACAAAUUUUCCGGGAUAGGAGAGUUCCUAUGUGACAGGUUGCAGCAACAUACUGAGCUGGUGAAAUCUAGCCGAUUGUUUUGAUGAUUUGUGUCUGGUUAAUUCAUAUUUUACAAUGACAUCUAAUACGAGCAAGCCAAAACCAGCAUGGCAGAAUUAUGUAGCAGAUUUUGCAAACAUGUUAAAGGCUUUUAUUGGCUCCAACUACUUAACCGUUUCCUAUGCAUUUUUACAAAGUGGUUUAGGGCUGGGAUUUGGUGGACUGCUUUUGAUUGCCUUGGUGACUGAUCACUGCUGCCACCUAAUAGUUAAAACAAAAUACCAUGCCAUCAGACAUGUAAUAGAAUUAUACAAAGCUUCCACAGAAUCCUCAAAUGUUGCCUCUUCAUCUGCCGGAGACAAUGAUGCAGAACUGUUUUCUGAUGACGAAGAUGAUGACAUAGUUAUAUAUGAUGUGGAUGAAGCGUCAAUGAUAGAACAGCACAUGCUGAAGCACAUGUCCUAUGGCGACAUAGGACAGAUCAGCAUGGGUAAAGUGGGAAGAAUCAUUGUGAACUUCUGUAUUGCAAUGACACAGUUCUGUUUUUGUGUGAACUACUCCAUCUUCCUGGGAAAUACUGUGUAUUCGUUAUUUCCAUCCAAUGUGUGUUAUAACGGCAUUGUAAAUGUGGACAAUGUAAGCUAUGUAGCUAAGAUAGAGCCUUAUUGUGAACUUCGUUAUUUAGGACUAGUGCCGAGUACUAUUAUCAAGCCAACAAAAAGAUCCAUUGGAACUGAUUUCACGAAUUCUUCUUUAUUGGGUGUCCUACCUGGAAAGAAUGAUACAGACACAUCUGAUAUGCCUCUGACAAAUUUAAAUGGCUCAGUCACAAGUGCAUUCUUUGAAAAUAUUUCCACAUCAACAGAAAUGCCUUUUGCAAAUGCAACAUCCAUGGCCAUGUCAAAUAUAACAGGGGAAGUAAUCCAGUCCACUGCUCCUGACUUGAAGCUAUUAGUGCUGGCUCCUCUUCCUUUCUUUCUACUGUUUGCACUCUUCAGAAAUGUUAGAAAAUUAGGAUUUAUUAGUGUAAUAGCUAAUGCGUCCAUUUUAUUGGGAAGUGCAUCUGUCUUCCUUUACUUGAUAGUUGACUUUCAAAUUCACGACACAAUAAUAUGGACGAAAUGGGAAGGACUUCCUAUAUUCUUUGGUAUGGUGACUGCUGCAUUUGAAGGGAUUGGUUUGAUCAUUCCAGUAGAAUCCAGCAUGGAGGGAAAUCGUCACAACUUUGCCGCCUUUCUUCACGGUGCAAUAGGUGUUCUGGGUGUGAUCCUCGGAGGAUUCGGUGUGAUGGGGUACCUCCGGUUUGGAGAGGAACUGAACCAGAUGUUGAACACGAACAUUCCAGCCUCCAGCUGGGUAUCGGUGGCCGUAAAUAUCUGUGCAAUCCUAGGGGUAUUGUUGACGUUCCCACUUCAAAUUUACCCUGUGAUAGAAAUGUGUGAAAUUUUCCUCUUCUCAGAAGGUGCUCUCUGUGGACCAAAGAAGAGGUCCUCUUCACUGCUGAGUGAGGAAGAUGAGGAGGAGGCUGAAGGCAAAGAGUCCCUCCUACCGGAUGCCUCGGAGAAGUCAUAUACAGCUCUUCCAGUAUCUGUAGCAGCACACAUUCCUAAGUCGGUUCCAGCUUGGAAGAGAAACAUAUUGCGGAUGCUGAUUGUACUGUCAUCCACUGGACUGGCCAUCAUCUUCAGAAAUAGUUUUGCCCUGGUGGCAGCAUUUACAGGUGCCAUAGGAAGCUCGUUACUUGCCUACAUCCUGCCUUGUCUAUUUCAUCUGAAACUGUGUCACAGGGACCUUCCCUGGCUCGUUUGUUUCAAGGAUACUGUGAUCAUCAUACUAGGAGUCCUCUGUAGUAUUGUCAGUCUUUAUUCUGUCAUCAUACAGCUGGUGAAAAACACUUCAGUUUAAGGUGCAACAUAUCUUUAUCCAUUACAAUUUCUCGACUGAGCCCAGAGAGAAUUAUCGUUUUAAUCAGAGGGAUAUUUUUACCUUAAUACUGAACACUUCUUAAUGCUAGAGACCGGGUUAUAUGUCUCAAUUGUCGUUUUGCAUGUUUACCAGUAAUUUAUUGAAUUGAUAUUAUAAGAUAUUAUGCCCAUUUUGGAAUGGACAUGAUAAUUAAAUACCGGUAUCCAUACAUAUUUUAAAAAUACUUUGAAAUUUAUUUGAAGCUUUUAGAUUAGAAAAUAAAUAUAUACAAAGAGAAAAAUGUGAUUACCGAAGCAGUACCAUGAAUUAAUUUAAUCUAAUUUACAUGUAUAUGACUUAAAUUAGCACCUUUGAUUGGAAUACAUAUAGUACUGUUGGUAUGUAAGCUUAAUCAUUACAUUUAUUAAAUAUAACAUGCCUGUAGAAAUUUUUGUCAAAUUUUUAUCAUUACAUAUAUUAUAAUAUCAAUAUUAUUAUUCAUUUCAUAAUUUGAUUUUAGGAUAUGUUAUUUUUUUUGGUUGUUAGACCAAACAAGUUUACUAAAAAUUUAAAAAAAUGACUGGAUAAUGAAAUAUCAUUAAUAUAUUCUAAAAGUCUAGUAUCUUUAUGUCGUUGUUUAUUAUUCUUAUGCUAAUAUAUGGUAAUUCUAAUUUGCAUAAUGUUUACCCAAAUAGCUUCUACAUGAUAACUGUUUGUUUGACAUUCCAAUUGUGAUUUAGUUAAUAUUCAAAUGCAGUUCAUGUGAUAUUAUAUAUGCCUCUUAAACAUAUUAAAGUUAAUAUCAGUUUGAGAAUAAAUUUUAAAAGUUGCAAAGAGCAAUUUAGUACAUGCAUGGAUUCAAAAGCUUUGCUUUGUAUAUUAGCACAUCAAUCAGUAUUUGAACCAAACAAAUGAAUUGGUUUGCUGUGUUUUCAUAUUAAUGAUGUUGAAUUAUUGAUGCUUUACAGUAUAUCUACAUACCGGUAUUUAUUAUAAAAUCAUAUAAUAUAUGACAUUAAUUUUUUUUUCUUUCAUAUCAACAUUUUUGAGAAUCAUAAAUAUAGUUUAUUUUGCACUUACCUCAAAGUAAAAAGUAUUGAAUGUUGAUCUUGAGGGAUCUUGAAUCUUUUAUUAGAAAUUUUUAAAUUAAUGCAUGUAUAAUUUAUAUAGUGUAAAAAAAACCCCAAAUAAAUGCAGGUUUUCCAUUAGAAUCAAAUCAAAAAGAACAUAAGAUUUGUAUUAAGUUUGUAAGCUUCAAGUUUCCAGUUUAACUAUAAGUAAAAUGUUGAGGUUUUUCUGUUACUUUGAAUUUGAUAUGUGGUAUUGAAUUUCUAUUGGGGCUUUUUGCUACAGAUAAUUUAUUGUAAGAACCUGGUGUUCAUUAUUUUCUGUCAGUAUUUCAAGUGUGAUAUCUUAGCAGGAAUUUUAAAAUAUUUUUGAAGUUUUAAAAUUUUUUUUAUUGUAUUGAGAUUGAAGAAUUGUGCAAUCAUGUCCAUAAAUUAAAUGUUUGAAUGUUUAUUACAAUCAAUUUAAAUAAACUGCUCAAAGGUGGCUGUUUUCUUUCAAAAAUUGUGUCAUAAAUCUAUAUAAUUAUAUUUUGUGCUGGUUUAAACAGUGUUGAUUUUUUAGAAAUGUUAGCUGUAACUUUUAUCUGUUGGCAAAAAAAAACCUACCAAAAAAACAAAUUAUGAUUAAAAAACUGUGUAAUCAUUUGAAUGAAACUUUGGGACAAGAUAUUGAUUGCUCUCUGUCUAGUAACUAGUAUUUUUUAGCUAUUGAAUACACAAGAAACAAUCAUGUAAAAAAAAAAAAACCAGGAAUAUGAUUUUGCUUCAUUUGUUUCCUCUGCAUUAUUUUUUAAAUUUUUAAGAGGGUUGGGUUGUCUUCGACAUUUUUAGACUAUUUUGAUCUCCUUUAGAAGAAGAGCUCUGUCUAAAGACAUAGGGAAAUAUUCAAAUUUCAAAGCUUAAAUAUAUGGACCUUUCUCUCUCUAAAUGAUAGAUUUCAGUUUUAAAAAAUCUUAUCUAAAUAUUGAAGGAAGAUCUCGGGAGUAAUAUGUUGACCACCCAGCCUGUUUAAAAUUAUUACUUGCUUGUACUAUUGAUAAGUUUUGGGGUUUUUUUUUACAAAUGCCAACAACUGGCAUGCAAUAUUUGUUGUUUUGGAAUUCUGUGAUAAAUUUAUAUGUUUGAUUAUUUAUGAAAGACGGAGUACAAGAAUAAGAUUAUUUUGAAACUCAAAAUUAUAAAUCACAAUAUUGUCUGGAUUUUUUUCUCAACAAUACUGAGUGUUCAUGUAUUUUUUUUAUUAUUAAAUAAGAGGGUAAUUUGUAUAAACUGCUUGUAUAUUUUUGCACAUGUGCAUUAGGAAAGUUCAUAUAUUACAGAACAGGAAAUGAUUUAUCAAUUUUUUUUUUACAAAAUGCAUAUCAUUCUGAUUUUUUGCUCAAUACAUUUGAAUAGAUGUAUGUACACAUCUCUGCUAGCCAAGGUGUUUUCAAAACACUAGGCUAGCUUGGUUGUUAAUAAGAGUAGCAGAGUGGACUAAUAACUCAUUGCUAUAGUCACGAUGGUAUAUGCAAGACAUAAACAGUGUGCUGGCAGUUUAAGCACUUUAUAUACUUAUAACUCACUUGUUAUUGAUACACAUAAGGUCUGCCUGACAUACAUUAAUCUAUCAAUGAACAUCUGCCAGGAGGACUGUACAUGUAAUUUUUAUGAUAUUUACAUGUAAAUGUAUGUAAAUUUAUGAACUGGUUGGUAUACAUGUAUAUUCAUUUGAUUGCACAUGUAAUGUUUAAGCAAGAAGCUUGCGCAAUUAAAGAACUAUUUUGUUGACAAAUCAA
Messenger RNA from Magallana angulata, 4802 nucleotides. RefSeq lists its product as uncharacterized. The coding region runs from base 128 to 1957 and encodes 609 amino acids. Gene Ontology annotation, biological process: amino acid transmembrane transport. The record is from RefSeq and is a predicted model, not a curated record. Lineage: Eukaryota; Metazoa; Mollusca; Bivalvia; Ostreida; Ostreidae. Gene Ontology annotation, molecular function: amino acid transmembrane transporter activity. The transcript has 8 exons. Gene Ontology annotation, cellular component: vacuolar membrane.